Molecule: messenger RNA, 2137 nt
Organism: Lytechinus pictus (painted urchin)
Lineage: Eukaryota; Metazoa; Echinodermata; Echinoidea; Temnopleuroida; Toxopneustidae
Product: zinc-regulated GTPase metalloprotein activator 1-like
Exons: 11
Coding region: 5-976 (323 amino acids)
Cellular component (GO): cytoplasm
Source: RefSeq, a predicted model, not a curated record
GAGUAUGUCUGACGUUAGCUCCGAUGACGAGUGCCCGGAUCUUAUCCCUGUUCCUGUGAGGUCAGAGGUCAGUGAUGAACCAGCUUACAAGAUCCCAGUUACCAUCAUCACAGGGUUCCUUGGUGCUGGGAAGACUACUCUAUUAAAUUAUAUUCUCACUGAACAGCAUGAGAAAAAGAUUGCAGUCAUACUCAAUGAAUUUGGAGCAGGCAGUGCAGUUGAGCAGUCUAUGUCAAUUGGACAAUCAGGGGAGCUGUAUGAAGAAUGGCUUGAAUUACGUAAUGGUUGCCUAUGCUGUUCUGUCAAGGACAAUGGAGUACAUGCCAUAGAGAAUCUAAUGAAGAAAAGAGGAAAGUUUGACUACAUUCUUCUUGAAACCACUGGUCUAGCAGAUCCAGGUCCCAUUGCUUCAAUAUUUUGGCUGGAUGAUGAACUUGGGAGUGAGAUAUAUCUAGAUGGUAUUAUUACUGUCAUUGAUGCCAAGUUUGGUCUUCAGCAUAUAAAAGAAGAGAAGCCAGAGGGCAUUCUCAAUGAGGCUGUCAGACAAAUAGCCCUUGCUGAUCUGGUAAUCCUUAAUAAGACAGACCUUGUUAAUACUCAAGAAUUGACACAAGUUAGGGAUACUAUAAGGCAUAUAAACAGCAUUGCAAGGUUACAAGAAACACAAAGGUCUAGGAUAGACCUGGACCUGAUCUUGGACUUACAUGCUUAUGAUGCUCAGGGUGAAGUCAGUGGAUACCAACUGCUGGAAAAGAAAGGUCUGAAUUCUGAACCCAAUGCCAAAGGUCAUCUGGAUCCAGGCGUAACCACGGUAACAUUCCAGGUCAAAGGUAGUGUGCAAUCGUCCAAACUGGAAGACUUCUUACAGGGUCUCUUAUGGGAUAAAUCGUUAUGCAACCAAGAGGGGAAUCCUAUGGAUGUCAUGAGGUUAAAGGUAAUGAAAUCAAUUUCUUUUUAUCUUUUUCAUGCCGUUUGAUGGCAUUUAUGAUAUCACUGAUCUAGAUCUAUAUGGACCUCUUUCAACAAAACAAUAGAGUACUUGUAAGUGGCUUGAUUUAAAUGGAAACACUGGGUAUAUUUAACUUAGAUGUAGAAUCUGGAUGGAAUUUAAUGAUUAUAACAAUGGGGCUUUAUGAAUUGAAUAAUCAUGUUUUCUUGAUUGCUGCGUUUAUUUUUUUACAUUUUUUUUUUUACUAUAAUGGGCAUGGAAUUGAAUGAUAUCAGUACACUCUUGGAAUGCUGAAGUACACACAAACAUUCAACCUGUAAUGAUUCAACUUUUGAUCUUAAAAGUUUAGAUUUGAUAAGAUUUGAUAUUCUAGACAAUUUACCCAGAAAUCUUCGGCUAUCCACAUUUAUGGACAAUAUGACCUGAUUGGACAUUACUGAGGUAACAAUCAAUGAUCAGGGCUCUGUAAGACAAAGGCUUGCAAUCAAUACAUGUAAAUACCAAUGACCAAUCAAGAUCAUUGUUGUAUGCGCACUCUCUUUGAAAUACUGACCGGAAACCAAUCAGUGUGGUUCUUUCAUAUUUGCAAUUCAUCCCAAACCUUUAGGUUGCAGAGCCCAGGUCAUAGAUAUUUGUAUGCUCAAAUUGAGUCUCAUUGGUUGUAAUGGUUGUAGUGGAUAGCAAGUUUUUUAGCAACAAACUUAAGUUGAACUUAUGGAUAUCUUCUCCCAACACACAUGAACUUUAAUGAUCAUGAAUGUACCGCUUCAUGAGUUUGAUUGGAGGGGGAGGGGGGUUCAUAGAGAUUAGUUAUUAUGAAUACACAAUUCAUUGCAAGAAUAGGAAAAUUUACCAAGUGUGAAAUAGAUCUACUUCCUAUUGAAAAGAAAAAUUGUAUACAAAGUUUGCUCAAUAGACACAUUAAUUGUAGACCGUUUGGACAAGUGUACAAAUCACAUUUUAUUGUGAAAAAGUUCUUGAUUGUUCAUUUUAGGAAAAUUGUUUAAAGUAUGCUUGACUUGGUCUGCCUGGUUUGAGUGUGCAUACCUUGUAGUUCAGUUGUACUAGCUCUACAUGGGUCAGUGGGUUGUCAUGCAUGCCAUUUGCUAUCUUCUUGACAAUUUAGUGUUGUUUAUCUUCUUAUGAUAACCGCUUCAAGCCUUCAUCUUCUUAAAUUAUUGAAUUGAU